UAGUAAUGAUCCUAGCCCGGAUCGAGGAUCUCAGCUACCCCACGCUAUGGCUCUAUACGCCCUAUUGUAUAUGGUCAUUUCCUUCGUACCACUUCUUCCCUCCUGGGUCAGUCUGUUCCAUCGAGACUAAAUUGUUUAAGUACUUAAUAUUAAACCAUUCCAUUGACAUCAACUCGGAGGUGCUUACAUUUUUGAUACGAUGGAAAAGUCACACGUGUGCUAUGCCUUUUUCUCUUCCGUUAUGGCCAUCAUUCAAAGACUUCCGUACUGUGCUCUGAUACUCUGGUUUAAACUUGCAUUUGGCGAGCCCGAUCCUUUGUGGAUGGUCAAAUCAUCCUUUCUUGACUCAAAGCCGGACACUCAGGAGCUCUCAAUCAUUCAUAUCGACACGUUCGUUCGCGCAGCUCACUUGCGGUCCAUCUUUGGCGGGGGAUUUGUCCAAGAGAAAACAAAAUCAUCAUACUUUCGAAAUAGCAUCUUGAGUGCAAGCUUGGUCGCUUCAAGUUAACGGCUGCCCGGAUUCUAUGACUUUACCUUUCCUUCCGGCCAUGUGAAGCGACUGCAACGCUGCCAUGCACAACUAUCGCAAACACUGUUUGUGAUCGUUGAGC
Messenger RNA from Suillus bovinus, 611 nucleotides. RefSeq lists its product as uncharacterized. The record is from RefSeq and is a predicted model, not a curated record. NCBI's taxonomy places the organism in Eukaryota, Fungi, Basidiomycota, Agaricomycetes, Boletales, Suillaceae. Bases 200 to 508 code for a protein of 102 amino acids. The transcript has 3 exons.